AUGGCGGCUUCGAGUGCGCUGGCGACGGCGUCAAUCGGCGUACCGGCCGACCAGCUAUUCAAGCGACUCGAGCUCAUCGGCAGAGGCGCCUAUGGAUCUGUCUACAGAGCGACACAUCUUCCAACAUCGACAGUCAUCGCCCUCAAGGUGAUGAACCUCGACACGCCAGACGAUGACAUUAGCGAAGUCCAGAAAGAAGUGGCAUUGCUGUCACAGCUCCGUGACGCCGACAGGAACAACAUCACACUCUAUCACGGCUGCUGGCUUCACCGGACAGAGCUCUGGAUCGCCAUGGAUCUGGCCAGUGGGGGCAGCAUACGCACACUGAUGAAGGCUGGCACGCUGCACGAGCGCUUCAUCGUCAUCAUCGUGCGAGAGGUUCUCACUGCCCUCGCAUACUUGCAUAAGAUGGCCAUCAUCCAUCGCGACAUCAAGGCCGCUAACAUCCUGCUCACACAAACCGGACGCAUAUUGCUCUGCGAUUUUGGCGUGGCGGCUCAUCUUCAGCUGCACAGCAAACGCUCAACGUUCACAGGCACGCCCUACUGGAUGGCACCCGAGGUUAUCACUGAAGGCAAAAUGUAUGACACUCGCGCGGAUAUUUGGUCACUCGGCAUCACUAUCUACGAGAUGGCGACGGGCAAUCCUCCAUUCGCAGACAUGGAAGCAAUGCGAGCAAUUCAGCUCAUUCCAAAGACACCCCCCGCCACACUCAAAGGUGGGUCAUGGUCCGCAGCCAUGCGAGAAUUCCUUGCGAGUGCCUUGAUAGAAAGUCCUAGCGAGCGGCCGACAGCCGAUGAUCUUGUCAAGCAAAAGUGGAUUAAGAGCCAGGCCAAGACGCCGCUGAAUGUCCUGCGGGAGCUCAUCAACCGCUAUGCUGCAUGGACAGCUGCUGGCGGCGUAAGACAGAGUCUUGCUGGCGCCCAAGAUACUCCGGAGCUCGAGGAAUCCGACUUUGACGGUGGCAUCGGUUCCUGGGAUUUUGACAGCGCUGUCGCUGACACAGAGGAGGACACGCUGGGCACCGACACAGGAUACGCGAGCUCCGUUGCUGCGAUCUCGCAGCCUCGAUCGAAUCCUUUGAUGGGCCUCUUCGAUAGCGACGAAAACGGUGCGACGACGUCACAGGCUCGGCCGUUCGCACUGCCGCGCUUGCCAGGUCUCAGCUCGCUCGCACCGCACUCGCAGGCCGAUAAUGAAAUAAGCGCUCGGAGUAUUCAUCAAGAUGCUUCCACGCGCGCAAAAGAGACGCUCAGACAUAAGCCGUCGGCUAUUGAGACUUCGUCUGCUGUUCUCCACGACGAUCUUACAUCGCCACUCACGAUCCGGCCGUCGCCAAGACUAGAAGGCAUGGCCAUCAUGCAGGCGGCAUAUGCUGAAUCGAGAUCGACUGAUUCGCCGACAAGUGCCCACUCUCUCGACUCGCUGCACGGUCAGUAUCGCGGCCGGGCGAACACGGCGCCGAGUCAAGCUGGCCAUAGAGUCACUGGAAGCACUGAGCUUCGUUUCCCGCCUGUGCGAAAUGCCAGCGCUUUGCCACCAGUACCUGAGAAAAGGGCUGUCGGAGAAAAACCGCUGUUGCUCGUUCAACAGCGUCAGAACAAGCUGAAGCUGGCGACCGAAGCCACGCGAGUCAUGGCUGCACAAUCGCCCACAAUGUCUGUCGAGGAGGCAUUCUCAGCGACAUGGCCACACGGACCUGGCAUCAAGGUGCUCGACUACAACGCACUUGCGUCUGCUGGGGAUCUACAGAAUGAACUUGACGUGACUCUGUCUGCACUGGCAUCGACCCUUGUGGCAGGUUGGCUUAAACUGCUGACUAACCCCAGGACUCCCCGAGCGUUGCGAGACAGCCGCGCCUCGAAGGAUCGCAGGACUUACCUGCAGCUCACAGUCGCAGAUUACGCCAAGGUCGAAUGCAGGAGAGAGGCGCUCCUCCUUAUACGGAAGGAAGGGCAAGACGUUCAUAGCACUGCCAUGCCAGUAGCAUACUCGCAUCAGGCGGCGAGUAAUGGGCCAGCCGAUCUCUAUGCUACACUCGGCAUCGAUCGAACAGCCUCUGAGGCCGAGAUCAAGAAGGCUUAUCGAAAGCUCGCCUUGACGGAGCAUCCUGACAAAAACCGCACAGAGGGUGCCAGCGAGCGAUUUGUAGUGAUACAGCAAGCAUACGAAGUCUUGUCAGACGCGCAAGAGAGGGCAUACUAUGAUCAAAACUACAGCGACUUUGUCGAGGGUGUCGGUCAAGGGGAGAACACUCAUGACUUGGACCUGGCAGAUCAAACGACAAGGGCUCCCAACAUUUCGAAGCGUCAGCUCAUGCGCUUCUUCACGGCCGAUGCCUACAAAGGCUUCGAAGAUUCAGACGCUGGCUUCUUUGCAACUUAUCGCACUCUCUUUGAACUUAUCGCCAAAGACGAAACACUCGCGAGGCCGUAUCCUGGCGAGGCCGCGUUGGCCGAUGCUCCUUCCUACCCGAGUUUCGCAUACUCAGCUACACCGUACGAGCCGUCUUUGCGCAACUUCUACGCCACCUGGCUCAAUUUCACAAGCCGCAAAAGCUUUGCAGGCGUCGACAUGUACCACGCUCAAGAUGCGCCUGAUCGACGUUACAAACGCGCCAUGGAAAAGGCUAAUGCCAGGGCGCGGGAUGUCGCUCGUAAGGACUAUAGUCAGACAGUGAGGUCGCUGGCAGCCUUUGUCAGAAAACGAGAUCCCCGUUUCCUGGCUUCUGAUGCAGCCGACCCUAUGAAAGCUCGAGCGGAAGAAGCACAGAAGUCGCGCGAAAGCAUCCGAGCCGCAGCAAUCCUACGCGCUGCAGAGGCUGAGAAAGCUGCGGCAGAGUAUCGAGCUCAGCAUUGGCAAGAAGAUCUAAAGGAUCCCGAGCAGCUCAUCAACGGCGAGUACGUCGGUGACCAGCCUGCUGACGAGUCUUCCGAAGCAGACGAGGCUUACUGGUGCGCGGCAUGCGACAAGACCUUCAAGACGGAGGCUACUUGGUCCAAUCAUGAACGAUCAAAGAAGCACAAGCAAGCAGUCAUGCGUCUCAAGCGAGAAAUGAGCCUCGAAGACAACGCACUGGACCUUAGCUCGCACUCUUCUGCGCAAGCUAGCGAGUCGGUGACGCCAGCCAAGCGUACAGAUGCUUCAAGUUUAGAUAUGCAAGGCAAAUCACUUGCAGACAGCCUAGCAGAUCUCAACUUACGAGCAUCAGACGAAACUGAUGCGGAUCCUGAGGGGUACGCCGCCAUUUCGGCUACUGACGAGCCAUGCAAAUUCGACACAUUGAUCGAAGAAAGGACGCACUGUACAGACCAGCCCGCUGAGCAUGCCGCAGUGUUGCCGCAAGGACAUUUGCCUGCAAGUGCUGCAGAUGUGCAGCAUUCAUUGGCAGUCGAAUUGCCGACGAAGCGGGAAAAGAGACGAGCAAAGGAGGCAGCCAAAAAGACCAACGCGGCAGAUUCUUCCGCGGUCUGUAAUGUCUGCCAGGAAGCCUUUCCCUCACGAAGCAAGCUCUUUUCGCACAUCAAUGACACCGGCCAUGCUGCUGCCGAGACCAAGGCAAGCACCAAAGCAUCAAAAGCAGGACGGAGACGGUGA
Molecule: messenger RNA, 3597 nt
Organism: Mixia osmundae IAM 14324
Lineage: Eukaryota; Fungi; Basidiomycota; Mixiomycetes; Mixiales; Mixiaceae
Exons: 10
Coding region: 1-3597 (1198 amino acids)
Biological process (GO): protein phosphorylation
Molecular function (GO): protein kinase activity; ATP binding; zinc ion binding
Source: RefSeq, a predicted model, not a curated record